This is a messenger RNA of Myxozyma melibiosi, 3668 nucleotides long. RefSeq lists its product as uncharacterized. The coding region runs from base 110 to 3313 and encodes 1067 amino acids. The record is from RefSeq and is a predicted model, not a curated record. The transcript has 2 exons. Lineage: Eukaryota; Fungi; Ascomycota; Lipomycetes; Lipomycetales; Lipomycetaceae. Gene Ontology annotation, molecular function: protein binding.
UUUUGGUUCGCCUGCUCUUGUAAGAACAACCAAGCGCAGAGCUCUACAAAAUCUACUUUGAUUUUUUCUUCUCUUCUUUUAUAUUAGAAGCUUCUUCACCUGCAACACAAUGGCGAGCGCAUCGAAAAAUCUUCUCAGCAUGCUGCAAGGUGGAAACUCGGCCACCACGGCGCAAGCACCUCCACCGCCUGCUGAUCCUGCCAUUUCUUUCUUUUCCUCGGCUUCGGUGCCCGCACCAAGUGCUGCAUCUGUCAAUGUCGAGCACUCAAUCAGAAAGGCCGGAUCAUCCAAGUCGUCGCCUGCUUCUUCCUCGCCCGACGUUAGCCUGGCAUCACAAGCCGAUGGCUUGAAGAACUUGCUUGCGGCUGGCGGAAGCAAGUCCACAAUCGCCGCCAGCGAGCCUUCGUCUACCGCUACGGCCGCGCCCGUAUCGCGCACGUCGAGCACUUCCUCGGCGCCGAAACCGCGAUUCACCUACGUCAACCCGUUUCACGAGCUCGAAGCGCAGUCCUCGCCCUCGCCCCGAGCUAGCACGCCAACCCCCAAAAAGUCGCCGACUCCCCCAGCCCCUCAGAUUGUCGAUCCCGCCAUCCUAAACAGUGUGGUCUCGAAACCGAAAGAGCCUGCUCCGUUGGAUCCCGCAAUCUUGAGCAGUGCCAUCAAACCUUCGCAGCCACCCACCGUCCCCUCCGCAGCCUCAUCGACGCCAGCAAUCCCGCCUUCUCAGCCUGCGGUUCAGCAGCGUCCUCAAACUACACGAAAAAGCCCCAAGGACUUGCCUGGGUUCCGCCUUCCUCUGGAAUAUGCAAAGUCUGUGAGCAUCGACACGGUAAAAAACUUUAGCCAUAUAACAGAGGAGCUAUGCGAUGGCAUUGCAAACUUUACUCGCGACAUCAGUGCUAGCGACCGUCACCUACUUGCGGUCAACGAUGACUUCAUCGCCUACCCCAUCCAGAACGCGAUCCGCGUGCUCAGCCAAACCGAUGGCUCUUUCUCGAUCCUGACCGGUCAUGAGGAAAACAGAAUUGUCGAUCUUCUUUUCAGCACUUUCCGCACCGAGUCCGGAUCCUCGCUUCUUGUGUCAACUACUGCCAACAACGAGGUGAUUGUCUGGGAGCUUCUUACCAGCAGCUUCAAAGAUACUCGCCGGGAUAGCCAUUACCGCAAGCUUCUGCGCAUCGAGAAGCUGCCUCCAAACUCCGAUCACGUUCCGCGCGCCCGCGUCCAUUGGCCGCCUGUCACGGAAUGUGUCGCGGUGUCGAUGUCGAAGAAGAUCUACGUGUUUCCUCUCAACUCUGACACGUUUCUCGACAUCCGACGCAGCUCGCUCAUUGAUCGCGUCGGGCAAUCUGCGGUAGCUAUUGACACUGAAAAUGGCACGACGGAGUUUGUGUACUCUCCCGAUGGAACAGCUAUUGCGGCUCUAAACAAACUUGGCACGAUCGCAUUGUACGAUCUGUCUACGCUCCCUCCGUUGGGCCAGGGAGCUGAGAAGGCGACGAUUCGAUCGCCGCUCAAGACCUUUAUUCCCCGAGAAGGAAUGCGGUACUGCAGCAUCAACUUUUUGGAUGCGCCCGAGGUCGUCAAAGCCCAGAAGCCGCUACGCUUCCUUCUUUUGGGAUUUAAUCAGAAUCACUCCUUCCAUGUUUAUGAUCUGACAACGGGCAGCAUCGUCGAGGAGCUUCAUCUCCCGCAAUGCGUAGCCGAUCCGUCUGCGCUAAAUCUGGUUUCCAUCGCACCCAGCUCUGGAGUCGUCGUUAUCUCUGAUACCGAGCGCAACGCUAUGUUGUUUUUGCAUUUUGCUUAUGCUGGUAGCGAUGCGGCUGCGUCAAGCUCCAUAGCCUCCGAGGCCGAACUGCUCAAAGGCAGUAUAGCAACCGUGGGUCCCAAUCCUGCGUCUACCGGAUGUGAUUACAUCACUUCCUACGGCUUUAUCAAGGAUCACCGGAUUAUCAGCCUGUCGCUUCUCGAAUCGAUCAGCGAGGACGAGCCUGAUGCGCUGUUUGACCUCUACGUUCUUCACACUGAAGGUGCCACAAUCUUCCCAGUGCUGCCAAAGUACAUCGCCCACAACGAAUGGAAAUCCGCUCCUCUGGCGACGAACGCGCAUGUAUCGGCUCUUCGCCAGCCGGCGCCUGCUACCGUGUCCGGUGAUUCCCCGGGCUCGUCGCUGCCGGCCGCGAAGGGUCUGUCCGAGACCUCCACGAGAUCGAGCACGCCUACUCCUGUGAAGAAGCAGGGUAUCGUACCCUUUGGCGCCAUGAAGGCGAGACAGAAAAGCACCGCCAAGCCGACGCCAGCUGUCCCUGCUACCGCUAAAGCCGAAUCAUCAUCUCCGUCGCCUACACCUGCACCUGCGCCUGCCGCGACACUCGCUGUCGAGGAGCCCUCUAUUGUGAACGACCGCAAGCGCAGCGUCGCAGAGAUUUCGAGCACGCCCAAGUUAAGCGCAUCUGAGCCGUCGCCCGAACCGGCCGAGAAACGCGUCGAGCAGGAGACUGUUGAGAAACCGGAGGUGUCAGCCAAGAAGGAGAGCCCAGAGGAUUCAGCAUCGGAUGAUGAGGUCACUCCUGCUGCUCCUGCUGUACCCGCAAAGGCGGCUCCUCAAGCGCCUGCAUCUGCGCCUGCAGUUAGCGAAGCCGCGACUUCGUCACCUUCAAAGCCGGGCUCUGAUAUCACCGUGCCUACUUCUCCGGGUUUUAACUUCCGCCCCACGACUGCUUCAAACAGAAAGAAGAAAGAGAUCCUGACCCGUGAGAGCGCGAAUGCGCUCGGCCUUCCGGCGCCUAGCGUUGCUCCCGAGGAAGCGAGUGUGGCUGCUCCGGUCGAGACGGCGAAGAAGGCUGAAAAGAAGGAGAAGCCAGCGGCCAAGGAGAAGAUCACGAUCUUGCAGCGCGAGACGCCCAGCAAGGUUCGCUCGCCUACUCCUGCCGCACCUACUCCUGCUGCUUCUGAAUCGGCGGAUGGUGCAGCGGCUGGUCUAUUCAGCGGAGCCGACGUUAAGCUUUUCACUGAAUACCUAUCGAUCACUACCGCGGCCGCGGUCGAGAAGGCACUUGCUUCGCAGCCUCGAGCGGCCCCAGCGUCGUCCAACGAUGCAGCAGCCACGAACGGAUCCACCGCCGCGGCGCUAGCGCAGACGCUGAAGAAGACGGUCGAAACGACGAUCAAGUCCGAGAUGCGCAAGAUGGCGGAGGAGCAGGCCAAGAUCGUGAAGGGGAUCGAGGAUAAGCUUGAUGUUGUGCUUGCGCAGUUGGCGGAGAAGGAUAAGAAGAAUGAGAAGUUGCAGGCUGCGCUGAAACAGCUUAUGUGAGAUUUAUGAUGUAAUUUGAUUGAUUUUGAUUUUUAUUUUGAGUAAUUUGCGUUUUUUCUUUUAUUUCAGCUCUGAGUCGCUUUGGAGAUCUGUUUUUCUGUAUAGAUAGCUGGAGACAUGUAUUUUUGAGCUUAGAUGGUUUGAAAAAAGUCUAUGGACUGUGGACUAUCAUUGAUUUUACAUACAUUAUGUAGGUAGCUACAGCUCAUUCAUCACUGAGCAGAGUGGAAAAAGAUAAUCAGUAUAGAUAGCGUGGCUGUAUCCCUCUAUGCCGAAUACACAUUGAAAUGAAAGAAGUAAGAAAAGAAAGAGAGAAGUACAUAGGACACGGAUCUCUUUAUAUGAUGGAAAAUGA